ACACACAUUGUCAGGACGGCAAAAACAACAACUCUGAACGUCUAAAACUCGACAAAAACACAACCUUUCACGGACCAUUUAGUAUCCAAACUCAGCGACGGGUAAGAAGAUGCGAGUGUAAGUGAAGACACAGAGAGAGACGAGGUAAGACCACUUUUACAGAGAUACUUCUUGUGUACCUGUAUUUGUUAUUUAAUCGUGGAAUUGUUCUUAUUGCUGCAGAUCAUGGAGGGAGGUUGGAAGAAACUGCUUGUUUUUGGGACAGUUUUUCUCCUUGUGGAGGUCACCCACCAAGAAGGCUACACCCGUAAGUACAUCCUUGUCAAUAAUUUGAAGAGCUGGAUAAAAAGCCAGAGCUACUGUAGAGCGGAGUACGGGGACCUGGCCACCAUAAAUGAUGACAGGGUCAUCCGCGCAAUCAACCGCAUGAAUUGGCGCAAACCCUUCUGGAUCGGUCUUUACGAUGACGUCGACAGCUGGAAAUGGUCUCUAGAAGGUGAACAUUUCUACACAGCAGGAGGGCGGGACUACAGGCAGUGGCAGGCGGAUCAGCCGGACAACGCAGGAGAGGACGAGCACUGCGUCUCCAUGAUGGAAGACAGCUUUUGGAGGGUCAAAAGCUGCACGCUCGUCAAAAUGCCUCUCAUCUGUUUCAGAGAUGCUGAAGCAGAUCCAUAUGUUCUGGUGACCGAGGAGAAGAGUUGGUUUGAGGCUCAGAGCUACUGCAGGCGGCAUCACACUGAUCUGGUCAGUGUGACGAGUCAGAGUGAGAACCAGAAGGUGCGGCGCAGACUGAAGGGCAACCAAACUGUGCCGGAGGCCUGGAUCGGCCUUCGCAGAGACUCCUGGAGGUGGUCGGAUGGCAGCAGCUACUCGUUCACAAAGUGGGGUUUACAGCCUGUUCAAGUAAAAAACUCAAAGGCGUGUGCUUCUAUGCAAAACGGGAAAUGGAACAAGUGGAAAUGUGACGAGAAAUUAAACUUUCUCUGCCAAAAAAUAACGGAAGUGACUGAACCCGGCUCCAUCAGCCAAGCUGAGCGGAGAAGCUUCGACAGUGAAGAUGAAGUUGCUGACUAACGCCGACCUUAAAGAUCCAACCAUCAGACAUGCGCUGUUACAGCAGCUUAAGGCAGCUCUUGGCUUGAAGGGCUUUACUGACGUCGAGCUGCUCUGGAGGAAUUUAAGAGCAGAGCCCCAACCAGCAGAGAGAGAUGCAUGUGGAGAGCAAAUACAGUAAAAGCCUUUUAACCCUGGAACUAAAGGGUCAUUCUGCGCAAAACAAUUAUGAGGUUUUAUUCCAUUUGUUGUUUUGUUUUUGUUGAUUGAUUUGUUUUAAUUAUCUAACAUUAGUGUGUGAAGCAAGUCAUGUGUAUUAGAUAUUAAUCUCUUUUUAAUCGCCAUUUAUAUGGAUGUAAUUAUGCAGGGAAUGGGAUAAAUGUGUUGUAAUCAA
Cottoperca gobio is the source of this 1450-nucleotide messenger RNA. RefSeq names its product C-type mannose receptor 2. The coding region runs from base 226 to 1077 and encodes 283 amino acids. The transcript has 8 exons. The record is from RefSeq and is a predicted model, not a curated record. NCBI's taxonomy places the organism in Eukaryota, Metazoa, Chordata, Actinopteri, Perciformes, Bovichtidae.